Molecule: messenger RNA, 1680 nt
Organism: Ilex paraguariensis (yerba mate)
Lineage: Eukaryota; Viridiplantae; Streptophyta; Magnoliopsida; Aquifoliales; Aquifoliaceae
Source: the annotation of a GenBank genome assembly
UAUGCCAAGGCAGAGCUAGUAUACUGUACAUGACUCGAUGCAAUCCCACCUUGGGUUGCGUAUAGAAGAACUGCUGCGCAGGCCGCACUGAGAAUGCUACCAUUCUCACAUACCUGUCCCUUAAACCCUAAUUCGACCUUACUUCUCACCAUGAAAUCUACUUCUGACCCAUCUUCCAAAACCCCAUAUCUUCCUUCUUCUCUAAUCCAAAGAUUUCCAACUCCAAUUCUCUGUUCUUCCCUCAAGGCCUCACAAUUUCCAAGUGCUACUCUGCGACCCAUAAUGAAAACCCCAUUCCCAUUUCGAACGGAGACGAAUCGAGAAUUACAGAGCUCGAAGGAGAUGUCUCCAGCCCACGAUCUCACCUCGUGGUGGUCUCCUUCUAUAAGUUCGCUGAUUUUCCCGAUCAUGCCGAUAUUCGAAAACCAUUAAAGGAGCUCUGUGAGCGAUUGCGUGUUUCAGGUGGUAUUAUUCUUGCACCAGAGGGAAUCAACGGCAGCAUAUGUGGGACCCAGGAAUCAGUGGAAAAAGUGCUUGGAUUCAUUCAAACUGAUGACCGCCUAAAGGGGCUUAGACAAGUGGAGUCACCGGUAAGUCCUGAGGAGGAAGCUAUUCAUCAUGGACACACAAGCAGUUCUCCUCUGGCAGCAGGGGAAGAUGCACCCUUCCGAUGGGAUCAUGUGAGAGUGAAACUGAAAAAAGAGAUUGUUUCUCUUGGAAUGCCUUCUGUAUCCCCUAUUGAAAGAGUUGGAAAGUAUGUAAACCCAAGAGAUUGGAAUGCAUUAAUCAGUGAUCCAGAUAUAGUUGUGAUUGAUGUCCGCAAUGACUAUGAAACUAGAAUUGGGAAGUUUAAGGGAGCAGUUGAUCCAUGUACCACAGCAUUCCGGGAAUUCCCAUAUUGGGUGGAAAAUCAAUUCCAGCUUACUGAACCAGAUGGUGAGAUGGAGUCUGAUGGUACAAUUAAACGUAAACAAAUGGAGAACCAAGAACAGAAAAUGCCUCCUCGAGUUGCAAUGUACUGUACUGGUGGAAUUCGAUGUGAGAAAGCCUCGAGUUUUCUUCUGAGCAAAGGAUGUAAAGAGGUUUAUCAUCUGGAAGGUGGGAUUUUAAAAUACCUCGAGGAAGUCCCAAAGGCAGCAAGCCUCUGGGAGGGUGAGUGCUUCGUGUUUGACAAGCGUGUGUCAGUUGAGCAUGGUUUGGUACAAGGCAAUUUCAAGCUUUGCUAUGGGUGCAAGCAACCAGUGAGUGACGCGGACAUGGAAGCUCCAGAGUGGGAGUAUGGGGUUACUUGCCCGUACUGUUACUCAUUGAAAUCUGAAGACGAGAAAGAGAGGGCAAGAGCUCGGCAGAGGCAAUUUGAGACAUGGGGGAUUAUUGGUGGUCCGGACAAGGGUCGUUCACCAGCGAGAACAGCCGAUGGGGUCGGCAAGAGUGUUACUGAGAUGUCAAAUUCAUUGUAGGGUUUCCAACAUUGAGUUCUAAGAUGGCGGUUUCUAUUAGGAAGAGGACUUACAGACUGAACUAUUUAACGGAAUCAACAGGUGAAUGUUGUAUGCAUCAAGCAACUGUUUUCCUACGUGAUAAUAUCCUCGUUUCUCAGGGUGAGAAAUGUCAUUUUCUAAACAAGUGAUGUUUUGAUGGUCGUUUGGCACCACGGCACUGCUAUUCAUAUCUUAUAAU